AUGGCACUUCGGAAGGCUCUGGCCCUCUCGACCGAAAUCACCCCCGCAUCCACCGUAGUCCUCCCAGAGGCACAAUGGACACUUCAUGUCGCCAGAACGCGAUGGAUGUUCACAGUAUGUAGUGAGAACCUCCACUGUUUCGACUUGGCCACUGGCCAGAUGGUUGGCUCGGUAAUAUUGCCCAGCCAAGUGAGCCCGAAACUACUCGGGGGUCAGGCUCAGUCAAAUGGCUCCAUUGUAUUAGCAUUUCCCUACAUGCAGAAACAGAAUGACGAAAUGACGUGGAAGAUCGAAUUUAUGAGCGUCACGUUCCUUCAAGAGCAGAAUGACCCCGUAAAAACAAGCUUUGGCUCGCUCAAAUGUAUCACUCUUCCUCCAGCCGUAUCCCGACAGUUCACGCGGUUCGACAUGCUCCUAAUGGAGGACCAAUACGUUGUUUUGUCCGGUGACUGGGGGUCGAGGAAGUUUAUUUUCAUUGAUUGGAGGCUUGAACAUGUCGUAGUUCAGUCAUUUCCUCAACUGUGGCGAACAUUCUCAUGGGAGAUCUCUGACGGUCGAAUUAUCAUCAUUUGUGAUAGCCUAGAGAUCAAAGUCAUUAACGUGAGACAAGCCCUAUCCAUGUACGACAAGGAAUCGGUAUUGGAGCCUUCUACGGCAUGCAGCCUAUCACGGUACAGAAGUGUUCAUUUUGCAAAAGGAGAUUACGGACAAGUCUCCGCCAUUGCACUAUGCGUGCCGAACAAUCAAGCUGGUUUGGGGAUCUUCCAGAUCUCUUCAACCUUGAUACAAGGCCAGAAUGAUACGGUGGCAACGUCCCCUGGGGUACACGACGGUACUCUCCUGGAUCGCUGUUUGGCCAAUCAGCAUACGAGUGCGAUUCCCCUCUAUAUAGGUUCGACGCUUGCCUUUCAGAUAGACGACCAUCACAUUGCACUGAAGUCCCACCAGAAGAGAAGAAAUGCCAGCGAGAUGAGGCUAGGUCUGACGGGUCUCCACCUGAACGCUAUCUUGGCCGUCGACGAAGAUAUCGGGAUGAUCGCAGUGAAGGAGAUGGACAAUAUCGGCAGAGCUCAGAUCCGUAUAUACUGGGUCAUAUAA
This is a messenger RNA of Serendipita indica DSM 11827, 1098 nucleotides long. Lineage: Eukaryota; Fungi; Basidiomycota; Agaricomycetes; Sebacinales; Serendipitaceae. The record is from the annotation of a GenBank genome assembly.